UCACGUGUCCAACACGGGUCAUCUGUGUUUAUUAUGAUCUGGAAGUGACACAAAGAGGAGACGUCACACGAGCCAUUACUUUUGUCAAGUUGUCAAAGAAAGAACGAGUUUUGGAUUUCUGUGAGUGAUUACGAGAUAAUUAUUUUAGGUGUGUAAGAAGACGGACGAACUUGACGCGUAAUAGAAGAGGAAAACGCGAAGCCAUAUUGAUAACAAUUCUUAACCAGCCAAAACUUUAUUUUUGAGUGAAAACAGCAGAAAAACCGAAAAAAUGGCGAGUGUGUGUGCUGUUUUUGGUAUGAUGUGCUCUUUGAUGAGUUUGGUGUUGAAUGCCCUCGCGAUUGCUACUCCACACUGGCUUCAUUCGAGAUCAAUGGUACCCACACUCAAUAUUGGGCUGUUUAGACAUUGUGAAGUUGAAGAUAAUUUCUGCGGAGAUAUGGAGAGGAUAAAUGCGAUGAUAAAUCCUUCGGAUAUUGCUUGGUUCCGGGUUAUUCAAGCAGCUUUCAUCCUGUCCGUGAUUGGUUCUCUUCUAUCUACCAUCAUGUCUGUAUUUCUCCUCACAAAAUUAUUUGAUGGUGUUGGUGGAUAUAAAAUGACAUCUCUUAUAAAUUUUUUGACAAUGACAUCCGAAAUUACAGUGGUUGUAUUAUUUGGACUGAAUUAUGUUGAUAUGUUUGGACUAGAUGGACAUACAGUUAGUCUAGAAUGGUCUUACUACGUCGCUAUAUCUGCCUGUGUCUUUUUGUUCUUCGCUUUGGUGUUCCAUGCCAUGGAGGCAAGCAGAGCUGCCGAAAUAAUCAAAAAUGUUCAACACAGAAUCACAGGCCUUACUACACCCUACACAUUAUUCGUUGACCAGGAACCUUAAUUUGAAUAUUAUAAAUUGUAAAUAUUGAAUUAUUUGAGUCUGAUAGGAUUUAGAAAAAAAUUAAAAUUCUCACAAAUUGUAUUUGAUUUUUUCAGAGUGUACUUUUAGAAACUACUAGUGUUUAGAGGUAGAAAUUGAAAUCUUCUUUCAGUACAAAACCUUUAAGACAAAAAUUACUAUGUAAUAUUUUAAGAAACUUAAUCAGUUCAAAUAGAAUCAUAUUCAAAAUAACCUUCAACUCACCUAAUUGUCGAAAUCAAAGAACUUACCUACUAAUUGAAAAUGAUUUGUAUGAAUCAUUAAUUGCCAGUUGCCACUAGAAGUCAAAUAAAGAAUUAUUUGUUUUCUACCUGGCUCUGAACUGCCAUGACUAUAGCACUAAUGCCCCUUUAUGAAAAUUUAUGGAAAUUUGAUAUUGGUGAAAAAUCAACUCAAUAAUUUUAACCUAUUCAUUGCUUAAAAUAACAGAGUUUUAAGGUAAUAUGGAAGGGAAUUUAAUUUUGGGUGAGUUGUACAAUAUAUUGAUUAUUUAUAGAAUUACUAAAAAUUGAAAUAUUGCUCAUUGAAAUGGAAAAUAUGCUUUAAUUUCAAAUUUAAGAUCUGACUAUGAUAUAUUUAAUUAAAAUGCUUUAUUGCUCAAAAAAGUUCCCUGCAGAGUCAAAAAACACUAAAUUGAGUUUAAGAAUAUCAAGAAAUUGGAAUUUAGUUUGUAUAUUAAUGAGGGAAAAAGAGGUGUAUACAUUUUUACAGAUGUUUUGGUGAUAUCUUGUUGGGAUUAUUAAGAAUAGAAUUGUGGAUUAAUUGUACAUAAUAUAAUUUGUAAAUAAUGUACUAACAAAUUUUACACUUCUAACAUAUCAAAAUUUUAAUGAGUAUGUUAAUAAUAGGAAAUUACAUUUAAGUGUAUAAAUUGUAGGGGGGGGGGGGCGACUGUUUUUUUGAACAUUAUUAUUUUUAAUGUGUGAAAGCUUUAUCAUGUAAAUUAUAACAACUGGACAAAAUAUUAUUGUUGUCGUUGUUUUAUCUUGCCAUAUGAUGUAUGAUGAUUAUACUAUCAUUAUGAUCUAAAUCAUUUUUUUGCUUCCAGCAAUAUAUGUAUCUAAAAUUUGUACUUAUUUAUCUGUACUUGUGUGUAGUUAUUUUUAUCAUCAAGGUGACCUUUUGAAAAGUAUUGGAAAGUUUAUUUCAAAACAAAAUGUCAAAUGCUUUUAAUUGAGAUAAACCUAGCUAUUUAAAAUCUAUAGCGUAAUGCAGGGUAUUCACCUUUUAGACAAGUUUCACUGUUUUAAUGACAAAAAUAGAAAACGGGUAGGGUAAUACAAAUUUUGUGAUUUUUUGCCGUGAGUAUAUUUAGAACAGAAGUCAAAGCAAAGUCAAACAGAGUGUUGUUCAUUGACCUUAUACCUUUUGUAAAUGCAUGGAUGAACUCGUUACUCUAUGUCAUUAUGAACCCACAUGUAGGGAAGAUAACUCUUAACUUUAGUCAUAGUUGAAUUAUCUCCAUUUGUGUUUCUUAAACUUAGACUUUGCAAUUUCUUUUUUGUGCAUUUAAAACCAUAUGUUUUCUUUGAAACUAUGUAGGAUACCUUUUCAGAUAUCUCAGGUUAAAGGUUAUACAUGGUUUUAUGGUUUAAAGGAAAACAAAAUCAAAAUGCUCAUGAUGGUUAUUGAUUUAAUUUGAAUAGGAAAUAGGCCUAUAGGCAUGUAUUGAUAUUUUUAGUAAGUUUAGAAUCUUUUAAGGUAAAUAUAUUUAUUGUUGUUUUACAGUUGUGUUUGUCAUAUAUGUGUAAUUAGUAUAUUCAUGUUUAACCUUAUAUGGUAUUGAUAUUAUUAAUUUUGUAUUUGGUAUCAAUUUUUUUAAGGAAUCUUUGCAUCAUACAUAGAUUAUCUGAGCGGGACUAAUUGGAGAAGGGACCCAUAUUUUGGGAACUAUCUAGAAGAUAAUAUGUACAAGGCUCAGUAUAUAGUAGUUACUACUUAAUGUCUGAACCACACUAUUUAGAAUUUGAAGUUUUUGCAUUUCCCAGUUUAUCAUAUUAAAUAAAAACUGACACCUAAAUGAAUAUGAAAUCACAUGUCAGUGCUUGGUUAGGGAGAGAAUAUCGACACUUUGUUUUAUUUGAUGGAUCAAGAUCUCUGUAAUUAUGUUUCAGGAGCAAUCCUCGAAAUUUAUAAUUGGCAUAGCUCAAUCAUAUACUCUGGGUACCAGGAAGACAGCCAUUCCAUGCUAGAUAAUAUGUAUGAUGUAAAGAUUUCAAUAACAAAUAAUUUUUUUUUUUUAAAAUGGAAGUUUAUUGAAUUUAAAUUAUAAAUUUUAAUAGUCCCAAAUUUGGUAAUGCUGUUUGAAAGCUCAUUUUAAAAUGAAUUUUAAUCAUUAGUUAAUUACUAAUAUUUUUAUUGUUUAUUGUAAAUAGGUGAAUUGUUUUGUGAAAUUUUUUGAUUUUAUGAAUUAAUUUAGAUUCUCUGUUUUUGUGUCUUAAAUGUCUCAAAAACUGGUAAAGGUUGGAACUGUUAUUUGUGAAAUUUCCAUUGUAGAGAAUUAAAGGAAUGUUUUUUUCAUUUCAAGAACAUACGCCUCUUUGAAUAGGGUCAAAAUAAAGUGUUGAUCUGAUGGUUAAUUUUGAUGAUCUAUUAGAGGAAGUUUAAGAAUUUUAUUUUAAUUUUUACAUAAACUGCCCUUUAUCUCAACAUAGACUGUAUCUUUGGACCCAAAAUCCAAAAGUGCAGAAACUUUGCAAAACAAAUCAGGACAUCAAGUCCUAAUUAAAGCAACACUUUUAAUUUUCCACCCAAUUCAAAGUGGCUGUAUCCUUUUGAAGCAGAUUUCAGAAAUAAUUUUUGAAAGUCAAAAAUAGAAAACUAUGAAAUACAAUGCUAUACAUAUUGUGGUUUAAAGAAACAUUUAUAUUAUUAUACUAUGUGCCUUUAUUAAAAUUGACUUAAAUGAACUUUGAUAGUGCAUGAAAAACACCUUUUCAGUGCUCAGAAAAUUUAACCUAAGAAAUAUAUUGUAUUGUGAUAUUCCAUUCCAUUGUAAAUAAACUUAGAUAUGUGUACUACA
Patella vulgata (common limpet) is the source of this 3932-nucleotide messenger RNA. Its product is annotated as lens fiber membrane intrinsic protein. Bases 272 to 871 code for a protein of 199 amino acids. NCBI's taxonomy places the organism in Eukaryota, Metazoa, Mollusca, Gastropoda, Patellidae. Gene Ontology annotation, biological process: cell-cell adhesion. The transcript has 3 exons. Gene Ontology annotation, cellular component: membrane; cell-cell junction. The record is from RefSeq and is a predicted model, not a curated record.